Pipistrellus nathusii (Nathusius's pipistrelle) is the source of this 660-nucleotide messenger RNA. NCBI's taxonomy places the organism in Eukaryota, Metazoa, Chordata, Mammalia, Chiroptera, Vespertilionidae. The record is from the annotation of a GenBank genome assembly.
AUGAUCUUGUUCAACAAGGCCAAUUGCCAGGCAGUGGCGUUAGCCCUCAACAUGCUGGGAUGGAUCUUUACCAUGGUUUCCAUGGGUCUGCCUAAUUGGCGCACAUGGUACAUAGAGAGCAGCCCUGCACCCCCCUGGGGGCUGGCCUAUGUAGGGAUGUGGAAGGUCUGCACUUACCAUCCCAAUGGCCUCCAGAGCAGACCCAUAGCGUGUCACCGCUACACCUACAGUGAUGCCUACCUGCCAUUGGAUAUCCUCCUUGCUCAGCACCUGCUGCUCGUCGCCAGCGUCCUGGGGCUGCUGGGGAAAGGGCUCAUGGUCAUGGGCCUGCAGAGAGUGUAUGCAGGACAGCUUCAGAAGGACACCCCCGGCAAUCUGUUCCUUGUUUCCAAAAUCCUGAACAUCAUAGCUAGUGCAUUUAUCUUCAUCGCUGUACUCUGUAACUACCAUGCUGUGCUGAAUGAAGAGGGCAUAGACUUCCCGCCCUCCUUCCACAUCCCCUACAGGCCUGACCAGCAGGAGAUGGGCAGCACCAUGUAUCUGGCGAUUCUGGCUGCAUUCCUAAUGCUGUUGAGUGGGCUGUUUACCAUCUCUUUCCAGCUGCCCCCAAAAGCCAAAUAUACCCCCAAGUCUCUAAGAGUGAAGUUCCCGGUUGCAUAG